AAACUUCCGGUGGGAAAACAUUCAACCGACUUGACUGAUAAUGGCUAAGUUACUGAAUCAUUAUGAAGUCAGCAGUUAUCUGCGAAACUAACACAUCAAUCACUUGAGGUGUUAGUUUUGUUGCACUGUGAUUGGGUGAAGACUAGAAGACCGCAUGGAUCUCGGGAUUUGAAUUGAUAACUGAAAUGGCAACUGCAGGCCGACGAAUCCAUCCAUCAGAGGACAUGGGUGGGCGAGCGCUGGGAUAUGGAGGUGUUCUUCAGUCGCGGAUGUCUGAUCUAGACACAUCGCCCAGCCACAAAGUUCAGUCACUAACUCUGGAGGAGGCUCGCUAUUCUGACAUGAGGAAGAGAAUUGGACUGCCACGGGUUCCUAAAGAUCGAAUAAGUGUCCACAAAGAUUAUGACAAGAAAAUUGAAGAACUUACAAACUUUGUAAGACAAACGUUUCAAAGAAAAGAGUGCAAGAAAUUUGUCCCUAAACAAGGUCAAAAGGUUAAGAAGAUCAAGGACCUAAAAUGCCAUUGUGGGGAGGUGUUGCGCAUGCACGAAGAUUUAAGAGGAAAUAACCGAGGUGCCUUUGAAGGCACAGAGAUGUCCUUUUUAGUUCCAUCAGAAUUGAUAAAAAUAGUUGCAAAAGCAGAAAGUGAUCCCCCAGAAAAACUACCAAAUGUGCCAUGGAAUGAAGAAGAAUGCUUACGCAAGUCAACAACAAAUGCAUUUGGAAAAAUUGCCUUCAAUAUUGAACAGAUUGGGGGCAGAAAGCCUGCAAAGUAUAUUCGUAUUUCCGAUGAGGACAAGGCAGAGGAUGUUCUUGGACUGAUGGAAAAAUACUGGAGAAUUAUGGAGCCACGUCCUCCAAAUCUUGUCAUCUCAGUGGUUGGUGGUGCAAAAAACUUUAAACUGGAAGGUCGACUCCGAGAUACAUUUUCAUCAGGGUUAAUAAAGGCAGCAAAAACCACCUCCGCUUGGCUGAUAAGCUCUGGUUUCAACAUGGGGGUGAUGAAGGGAGUUGGACAAGCGGUGAAUGAAGGCCAAGCGUUUCUCUGGGACAACGAUCGCAUGACUCACUUGCUCCGCUGUAUUGGCAUAGCUCCAUGGGGCUAUAUCUAUGGAAGACACCACCUCGAAAGUCCAGAUGGAAAGGGAAAGUUUAAUGCUCACUACCGCAGUAGCAACAUGAUACUUCACGGCUCCCCAGUGUCUCUGAACCCCGAUCACACACAUUUUAUAUUUGUCGAUGAUGGUAUGCGCAACAGAUACGGUGGGGUGGCAGAUUUCCGAGCCAAAUUUGAGAAGCUCAUCUCAGCACCUGCAGCUGAAGGUGGGAAAGGAAUACCUGUGGUGUUAGUGGUGGUAGAAGGGGGCUAUGAUGCCAUCACAGAUGCCAGCCAGUCCCUGAAAGAAGGAAUUCCGGUGGUGGUGUGUGCUGGGACUGGCCGAGCUGCUGACAUUCUGGCCUAUGCAUACAGCCACACAUUUACAAACAGAAAUGGCGUGCGAGAUAUGAAGGAGAGGCACAAGGAAAAUUUAGCAGGGAAGAUCUGUGAUGCAUACCAGAAAAGCUUUAAAGACCCAGAAAAGGAUCUGCAGACAUACCUCGAUGUGGUUCUCAAGUGUUGUGAACGUGAAGAACUGAUAAUUAUCUUCCACAUGAAUAAACACGAGGAUCUGGACCUGGCUAUCUUGUCGGUUCUGUUGAAAGCUAAGAAAAGUUGCCAGUCUGGGGAGGACCAGAGACUGAACCAGCUCAAACUUGCCCUCACGUGGAACAGAGCCGACAUAGCACAAGAAGAAAUCUUUCGAGAAGAUAUUAACUGGAAUCCAGAUGACUUAAAUGGAGUGCUGACGAUGGCUCUGGAACAGGACAAGGUGGACUUUGUGAAGCUCAUUCUGCAGCAGGGGGUCAUCAUGAAGGAAUACCUCACCGAGGACAGACUGAUGCACCUCUACAACACUGUGGAAAAACAUUCUUACCUUCACGUGCUUCUUCACCAGUCAUUAAAAAAAGAGGCUCUUAAUCUAAACGACAUCAACAAAUUUCUCACCAAGCUUCUCGAUAAAUAUGAUGAUGAAAAAGCCAUCAUGGAAAAGAAAACUGUUAAGGAUAAGGACUGUGAAAGUGAGACUGAUGAUGAAGGGAUUAAAAACUUUAAAAAGCCAUACAAACAACUGCUGAUAUGGGCAAUACUGAUGAACAGAGUAAAUUUAGCCAAGUUUUUCUGGGAGAUGGGUGAGGAGUGUGUGACAAGUGCUUUAGCCGUGACUCGAUUGUGUGCUGGGCUAGCCAAACAACUUCCCAAAUAUCAAACCUCACUGCGAGAAGAGUUCCUUCAAACAAAGAAAGACUUUGAACAGUUGGCUAUCAAAGUGUUGGAUGAAUGCCAUCACGUGGAUCCCACCAAAGCCAUGAUGCUGGUUGAGCGUAAAUCUCCAACGUGGAGUAACAUCAAUUGUCUACAGCUGGCUGCAACCGCUAGUGAUCAGGGAUUUUUGUCAUCUGUGGCUUGUCAGAAUGCUAUCAACAACACCUGGAAACAUGGCCUCCUAUCCACAUGGAAGUUUGUACUGCUGGCAACAAUAUUUCCUCCAUUCAUUGCUAUACUUGAUGUUAGUCUGUUGGGAUCUAAAAAGAUUUCAUGUCUCCAGAAAAUACGGACGUUUUACAAAGCUCCAAUUACAAAGUUUACUUACUACACGUUUCUUUAUACCGUAUUUCUUUGCCUGUUCACCUACAUGGUUCUAGUUGAUUUCAAGAGCUCGCCGUCGUCUGUGGAAUAUGUCUGUAUUGUGUGGGUGCUGUCAUUCUUUGUGGGGGAGAUUCACACGUUCCUGGCAUUUCCAUACCCCACAGCAUGGGGUAAGAUACGAGAUUGGUACGGCUUCUUGAAUAGACUGGACUUCUUCAACCUCAUACUGGUUUUUGCUGGUUUUCUGCUGCGCUGGAGUUCUAAAUACUAUGUUUAUGCCAAGACAGUGUACUGUGUUAAUGUCAUUGUGUUCUUCUUGAGAAUCAUGAAGCUCUAUACAGCAAACAGCAGGCUAGGACCAAAGCUCUACAUGAUCAUGAAAAUGUUGGAAGAGUUGAUAUCAUUUAUCAUGGUUCUUGCAAUUUUUCUCUUGGCCUAUGGUGUCUCAAGUCAAGGUUUGCUGUAUCCACAACGCACACCAAGCUGGAUUAUUGUCAAAGACAUUCUUUACUAUCCCUACUGGCAGCUGUAUGGUGAACUCUUCUUAGAAGAAAUAGAAUCGGACUCUGCAUGUCAUGAUACUAUGGCGAAUCUAACCGAGGUCACACCAUACAACACCACCUGUCGAACAUACAACUGGCUGGUGCCCAUACUACUGGCAAUUUAUCUCAUGAUAGGAAAUAUUUUGCUGCUCAACUUGCUGAUUGCCAUUUUCAGCCAUGUGUUUGACACCGUGGAGAAGAAUGCGAUCGAGAUCUGGAAGUAUCAGAUGUAUUACCUGGUGAUGGAGUAUGAUGUGAAGACGAGUCUCUUUCCACCGUUCAGUCUCUUUGUCCACGUCUACCUGCUCAUCAAAUGGAUCUUCAGAAGAACAUGCUGCAAGAAAACUAAACAGGGUGUGCAGUUUGAAAAAUACCAUCUGAUGUAUCUACAGCUGUUUGAAAAGGAAAUGAUGUCAAACUAUCUGCGACGUAUAAAAUCAGGAGAACUCAAUUCCAUGGAAAUGAAAUUUAAUAAAUUACAGAAACGAGUGGAUGACUUGACGAAGUUGAUAGAAGAUGAAGUGAUAGCUGAGCCCCCUGUUCUUGGUGAGACUUUAAGACUGGUGCCUCAACCUCCUGUUAAAGAAAACACAGAGAUUGAGUGGCCAUCUGCAAAAGAAGUUGUGAAAAUGGACAAACGAUUACAAAUCGAAGAGGAAGACAAAAAAAGUGAAGAACACUUUGAGGAGCAAACAGUGGAAGUUGUUGAAGAAGUUAUUGAUAAAGAAGUAAGACAUAAAAAGAAAAAGAAGAAAGAGAAGAAGAAAAAGAAACGGUCGAGGAGCAAAGAUCAUGUUUUGGAUGAGAUAGAGGAAGUGAAGGACUUGAACAUUGAUGUGGAAUCCACGUUUAAUAUCAAACCCUCCGAAAUGAGUAAGAAGCUGGAAAGCGACUCUUCACCUACAGGUGAAAGGCUUCACUUGCCUGCCCUCAAUUUACCCUCAUCCAGGGACUGUAGUCCAGCCAGACUGAGGUCAGUCAGCCCUAGGUCAGGCAGCCCACACGUUUAUGAGCCACACUCACCAAUUGUUUUCAGUCAUUCUGCUGAUCGUAAGCCAAGAAGACGAGCCUUCGCGAUGGAGAGCGAUUCUGACUCAGAUAUUGACAUCCCAUUCCAAGGCAGGGGAAGCUUCAGAUUUGUGUCUGCAAGUUAUCACCAGGAUUCCGACUCGACUGAUGAGAAUGAUUUGAGCAAGACACCACGGACAAGCUUCGUGUCAAACCGCAGGCUGCGUCGCCAGGAGCGUGACAAGAUUGACAUACUGGAGGAACGACUGCAGCAGAUGGAAGCCGUCAACCAGCAGUCUUAUCAGCAGAUACAGACGUUGAUGAGAUCGCAGAAACACAAAUAAGACCAGGCCUUGUGUUUAGGUAAAGGCUAGCUUUAAUACAGUCUCCCUCACACAACCAGAGAGUAAUUAAAACAAAUAACACCAGGCCUUGUGUUUAUGUAAAGAUUAGCUUUAAUACAGUCUCCCUCACACAACCAGAGAGUAAUUAAAACAAAUAACACCAGGCCUUGUGUUUAGGUGAAGGCUAGCUUUAAUACAGUCUCCCUCACACAACCAGAGAGUAAUUAAAACAAAUAACACCAGGUCUUGUGUUUAGGUAAAGGCUAGCUUUACUACAGUCUCCCUCACACAACCAGAGAGUAAUUAAAACAAAUAACACCAGGCCUUGUGUUUAGGUAAAGGCUAGCUUUAAUACAGUCUCCCUCACACAACCAGAGAGUAAUUAAAACAAAUAACACCAGGCCUUGUGUUUAGGUAAAGGCUAGCUUUAAUACAGUCUCCCUCAUACAAACAGCAUGCAAUUAAAGUCUGUAGGCUUUACAAACAUGUUCAGUCUGGCAUUUUGAAGUUUUAUGAAAAAAAGAGCAUGAUUCCAGAGAUAUUCCAUGUUUGGUACUGAUAGCUUCUCUGAUGCUGUUGUAUUAGUAGUACAAAGACUUGAAGGGCUAUUUAAUCUGACAUUAGAAGCUGAUAUUAUGUGUCUAUAGUUAACAAAAAUCAGAAGUUAGUGGAAGUGAACCUAAAGUUCAUGAUAACUGGAACACCUUUAUUAUCCGUUAAAUUAUUUGAGGCAGUUUUAUCAUAAUUUUUUUAAAGAUUGUUAUAUUUGUUAUUUUGAACACAAAUUUUAUCUAAUACGUUUUAUUGCUUUACAUAAUUUUAUAUUUCUAAGUCAACAUAUUUUGUAUGACCAGUAGAGUAGGUACUUAAUAUACAAAUUGAAACAAAUUAAAAAUGUAUAUUUUCACAAAUGCAUUAUAUAUGAUAAAUUAUUGUACGGUAUAAUGUUUUCCUGUAAAUUAAUUUAAUAAUAUUUGUACAAUUCAUUUUAUUUGUGAUUUAAUGUCUUUCACAUGGUUAGCAAUCUUAUAGUUAUUUUGUUGUUGCAUAUGUGUGUGUGUGUGUGUGUGUGUGUGUAUAUGUGUGUGUAUGUGCGUGCAUGUGCGUGCGUGUGUGUGUGUGUGUGUGUGCGUGUCUGCAUGUAUGCAUGCAUGCUGUGAGUCUGCACAUGUGUAUAUGUAUGUUCUUAAAUUAAUAUUUAUUACAAAGUACAGGGUAUAUUAAUUUAUAUGUAGAGAUAUUUUUCAUUUGUUAAUUUUUAUCACUUCACAAUUUAUGAUAUGUCAUAACAUUUAAGGAUCCUUAUAACACAAUUCAUGGCUGUACUGCAUUAGUCGGUGUUAUGAUUUAUUAUUUUCUCCACAUUAUUUAAUAUUUAUGUUUUUAUAAAAAAUUUAAGGCUAGACUGACUUGAAUCAUGAAAUCAUAUUUGAUAAGCAUUGUUGAUAUUAAUUUAGUCUGGACAGUAAUCAAUGAAUAUACCUCAUACCCAUAAAUGCGCCUUUGGUGAAAAGUAAAAAUCCACUUUCAUGAAAAGGAAUCUUGUGACAGUUUUCAGCUACAGGCAAACAUUGUAAAAGAAUAAUUAUGUAAUAUGAGAGAGAGUGGGAGAGAGAUAUUUUGUAAUACAUUACAAACUCUGUCAAACCCAGGUUUUAAGCUGUCAGUCACCAAAUCUCCAAAUGUGAAUUAAAGAUGAAUUUGGCAAAUAUAUUUAUUUAUUAAAUCACCAAUAAGAUUGUUUGAAAAGCAAAUUAAAACAAUUAAGUGCCUUAAUUUUGUAAAAUUUUGCUAACUGAAACAUAAAUUAGGCAAAUUCACCAAAGUUGAAAUAAUUCUUACGGUCCAGCUUAAAUCAAUUUUAAUAAAAGACGAAACUGUCCCAAAACUUAUUUGCAUUGUUUUCUCUUUUCACUAUUUUCCAAUGCAUUACAUGUGAGCCAUUGUGGCUUUGCCUUUCUAGCUGCCUAUAUAGAAAGGACACCUGCUCAUCAAGGCCAUUUUUAUAUAUUUAAGUUGGCUUUUAUAGACAAGUUUGACAUAUCCUAGAGUAACCAUGAACUGGGCUAUUAACGGGAACUGGUUUCUGCACAUGUGCAUUGUAAUGCACGAUUGAUUUGAUGAAAUAAUGUUUUAUCUUGUUCAUUUUAUUGUCAAAAUCAACCAACAAAUGUUAAUAUCCAUGCCAUUUUCUGUUGUGAAGAGAUUAUAUACACGUUGUAGUCUAAUGUUGACAUAUUUUUCAGCUACUCCCGUAAACUGGGCUAUUGUUUUUCAAGAGUGAUGUGUGUCACGUGACGUCAGCAAAACUCUCAUGCAAUGAAUCUCUGAAGCAUAUGUGCACUUUGUUUUUGGGAAGGUUUUCUUAAAGCCGCACGCCCUAGUUCCAUCCAGCGAAAAUAAUUUAUAAUUUGGUUAAUCUACAAACACACUUAGAUCACGUUUUUAUCAAAUGGAGUGAAAAAGCAGGUUUUAUAUCGAUAAAU
This is a messenger RNA of Gigantopelta aegis, 7069 nucleotides long. Its product is annotated as transient receptor potential cation channel subfamily M member 1-like. Gene Ontology annotation, cellular component: membrane. Gene Ontology annotation, molecular function: monoatomic cation channel activity. Gene Ontology annotation, biological process: monoatomic cation transmembrane transport. The record is from RefSeq and is a predicted model, not a curated record. The transcript has 27 exons. Bases 186 to 4583 code for a protein of 1465 amino acids. NCBI's taxonomy places the organism in Eukaryota, Metazoa, Mollusca, Gastropoda, Neomphalida, Peltospiridae.